AUGGAAGGGACCACAAGCCGAGGAACGCGGACAGCCUCUAGAAGCUGGGAAAGGCCAGGCACACACACUACGGAUACCAAAGGCUGUACAACAACUAUGUCUUCUCCAGCGCCACGUCGAAGCUGUUCUAGGAUCACAGACGUGAGGACCACUGUUUCUCAUACCAGCUGCCGGCAUGGUGGUCUGGACGCCAACAGCUGUCAACCAACGGGUCAUGGUCUGAGAAAUCACCUGUCUCAGCGCUGCCAACCCACUCCUUGCUUUGGGCUCCCGCCCCUCUGCUUAAUAAACAAGUGCAGUGCCUGUCCCUCUCUGGAUGAUUGCCACUGGUGUGAGGAAGGCAUCCACUGUAAGGAGAAAGAGAUCAUGCAGUUCUUGAAUGACCGCCUUGCUGACUACCUGGAAAAGGUACGAAUGCUGGGACGAGAGAACGCCGCCCUGGAGUGUAAAAUCCAGGAAGAGCGUGACAAAGAGCUCCCGGUCAUGUGUCCUGACUACCAGUCCUGCUACGCUAUCAUUGAGGAGAUCCAGCAGAAGAUCUUGUGUACCAAGGCUGAGAAUUCCAGACUGGUCUCACAAAUUGACAACACCAAACUGGCUGCUGAUGACUUGAGAGCCAAGUACGAAGCUGAGGUGUCCCUACGCCAGCUAGUGGAGGCAGAUGCCAACGGCCUCCGGCAGAUCCUGAACGCACUGACCCUGGGCGAGGCUGACCUGGAAGCACAAGUCCGGUCUCUGAAGGAGGAGCUCCUUUGCCUCAAAGACAACCAUGAAGAGGAAAUCAGCUCCUUACAGAGCCAGCUUGGGGAGAGACUCAGCAUUGAAGUGACCGCGGCCCCUUCUAUUGACCUAAACCGGGUUCUACAAGAAAUGAGAUGUCAGUAUGAGUCCGUCGUGGAGACAAACCGCAGAGAUGUGGAACAGUGGUUCUGCACACAGAUGGAGGACCUGAACCAGCAGGUGGCGACCAGCACUCAGCAGCAGCAGUGCUGCCAGAGGCAGAUCAUUGAACUGAGACGCACCGUGAAGGCUCUAGAGAAUGAACUGCAGGCCCAGCACCGAAUGAGGGAUUCCCAGGAAUGGGCACUGGCGGAGACGGAGGCCCGCUACGCAGCCUUGCUGGCCCAGAUCCAGCGUUUGAUUGAUAACCUAGAGGCUCAGCUGGCAGAGAUCCGGGGGGCCCUGGAAAGACAGAACCAAGGAUACGAGAUUCUGCUGGACAUCCGGUCCCGGCUGGAGUGUGAGAUUACCACGUACCGCAGCCUUCUGGAGUGCUCAGAUGGCAAGCUCCCCUGUCACCCAUGUGCCACCAAAUAUCAACCUUCCACUUGCACAUCCAGUAAGGCCAGAGCCGUGGAACGCACAGCCCGGCCUCACACACCUCCCUCAGACCCCUGUGGGAUACCCGAGGCCCGAGCUGCCUGCAGAGACCUGUCCCGAAUUCUCAUCAAAAUCUGCACCACCACCAAGGAGAUUAAGGAUGGGAAAGUCAUUUCUUCUCACGAGCACGUGCAGCCUUGCUUCAUCACCCGGACUGCCAAAGCCUAA
Molecule: messenger RNA, 1548 nt
Organism: Phacochoerus africanus (Common warthog)
Lineage: Eukaryota; Metazoa; Chordata; Mammalia; Artiodactyla; Suidae
Gene: KRT39
Product: keratin 39
Exons: 8
Coding region: 1-1548 (515 amino acids)
Molecular function (GO): structural molecule activity
Source: RefSeq, a predicted model, not a curated record